Molecule: messenger RNA, 4412 nt
Organism: Dermacentor albipictus
Lineage: Eukaryota; Metazoa; Arthropoda; Arachnida; Ixodida; Ixodidae
Source: RefSeq, a predicted model, not a curated record
AGACAAUCGUUCUGCGACUGCAUGUAUGUCGUGUGGCGAGCUGCUUGUUUCGUGGUGGAUUGCUGCCCUCACCAAAGAAAAUGACGCGUGCAUUAGGGCAUAUGCUCAUCUCAUGUUUCGAAGCUUUUGGUCCGCCCUGGCUGGUGUUUUGACUCAGACAACGAAGGAUGGUAGCACAAGGCUAUGAAACGUCGCUUCCUGAAAGAUGCAGAAGGCUUCCCAAGCGUUCCUGCGGCUGUCCCCCAGUGCGGUAGCCCCAAAGGAAAGAAUUACAGGAAGUCAAAUUCUACCCAAGCUUUUGGAAAGGUUUUUCAAAAAAUCUUUUCCAUUGAAUAAUGAAACGGCGGUACGUCAAACAGAAGUCUUGCUGGGAUACUUUCGCAGGAUCGACGCCAUACUUUCCAUCGACGCUACGCCUAAGCCGUCUGGAAUCCGAACAGACGUCACUUCCUUGUCCCAUCAGCAUGGCCUCGAAAGAACCCGUCUCUGUCACCUGGUUCCACGUGGCAGACGUCAGGCUGAACUUGUCUAGUGGCUUACCACAAAGCAUGGACAGUCAUCGGGAACCAAAGAAAGUUUAUUCUUUGGUGGCUCCCGAGCCUCCACCUACCAAAGUGCUGGGAGUGACCGUUGGACUAGUGGACGGUGCUCACUGGAAGCAGCAACCGUGGAUUGGCAGGGCGUUCUUUUCCAUGCUCAGUGAUCCACCCGCUUUGCUUCUGAAUCAGCUGGAUCGCUCCGACACCGGAAGUUACGUGUGCAACGUUUCGUACAACGGUGACAACGUAACCGACGUGGGUAUGACCAUUACGGAGGCUGUCGUGGAUCUGUUUAUAGCAGUUCCUCAGCAGCCGCCGGUUAUUAAGGACUCCCAAGGCAACCAACUGCGUGCCAUAGCAGGGCCUUACGCGGAGGGCGACACCAUGAUGCUGACUUGCGCUGUGCCAGCUGCUGGCCACAAACUCACGCUCGCCUGGAGGCGAAACAGCCAACCGCUGGGAUCAUCGACAGCUACUGUCGCGACGCCUAGCGGAGGAUGGGAGAACCAUCUCGAGCUCGGUCCUUUAUUCCGCGAGGACUUGCUCGUGAACGUCACCUGCGUGGCCACCAGUGACGUCACGCUGCCUGCAGAAAGCUCGGUGCUUAUCGACAUGUUUCUGCCGCCUGCCGAAGUUUCCCUCUGGAGCUGGCAUCAUGACGAUGUCGACGCCUCCGGAUGGGUCAUGGUCGCCCCCUCGGCAACUGGAGCUACAUCUUCGGCUAGUGCUUCGACAUCCGUUCUUGAGCCUAAGACGGGUAGCUCGCACCUCUCCCAAGGAGCAUCUCGGCCACCAAAUGCAGAUCCGGAUUCGGCUGCCAAUUUCCACGCUCCGCGCAGUUUCGAGUGCGAGGCAACCGGAAGUCGUCCACCAGCAAACAUCUCGUGGUUCUUGGACGGAAUGCCGUUGGACGUGCGCUUGAGUCACACGCGUACCGGAGGCAACGUAACGGCAAGCGUGCUUCUCCUGCCAGCUCGAGUUCACGCGGGAAAGCUUCUUGAGUGCCGGGCCAGCAACGACAAUUUGGGGGACCAUCGAGGAGUGCUCAGUCGCUAUUUGCCUCUGAAUGUGUCAAGCAAGCCAGAAGUGAGCAUCAAGCUGGGUACCGGUCUCAACGCCAGCCGCAUCACGGAGGGAGUGGACGUGUACAUGGAGUGCUCCGUCCUCGUCACCACAAGAAUCACAGACGUUAAAUGGAGCCGCGACGGCCAAGAGCUCGACGCGGACCUGAUUGAGGGCAUUGUGAUGACUUCUCGCUACUUGGUGAUCCGAGGGGUGACUCCCGGCCACGCCGGAAGCUACACGUGUCGAGUAACUAACACCCACGGCGACACCGUCGAGAGCACGCCGCUUCUCAUCCGCGUCAGAUACCCUCCCAGGUGCGGUUCUGAGGAAGAUAGCAUCGUGCGUGUUGAGAGAGACGCUGCCGUCAACGUGACCUGCGACGUGCGAGCCGAUCCUAGCGUAGGCCUGCGCUAUUUCUGGCUCGCGGAAAGCGCUAUGGAAGCCACGGAAACCACGCUGAAAAGCCGGCCCAUUCGGCCCAAGCAAGCGGAUUGGCCGCUCGUGACGGCGUCGAAUCGCCUGGAGAUCGUCGCCAACGCUUCGCUCUUCAAUGCGGCUCUCGCAUGCUGGGCAGAGAACGCCGUGGGAACCCAGAGGAAGCGCUGCCGAUUCAAGUUCGUAUACAAGGGAGGGGACUCACCCAACCUGACUUGCACAGUCGGCAAUUACACGGACAGUUCGUUCUCGCUGACCUGUUUCACACCUCUUGUCGACGGCACGACUAUGACGACGUCAACGAGACUGAGACAGCAACGGCGACUCCGAGUACAGGUGCUUGACACUAGGAGGGGCAACCGGUCUGAACGGAGCUUCUGGAGCACGGACCUGGGCCCGAUACUCGUCAACCGACUCCGCUCUUCCACCGAAUACUUGGUCGUGGUUCGAAUGCCUCCGGAUGCGAGCUUCCGGACCUGGGUGCGCACUCUGGGCCCAGCUCAGACCCUGAUUAGUCAAGGAGAUAUCAAGAGCAACAGUCAUGACGUACGCUGGACACUUGUCCUGAGCGUCGUCGUGUUGGCAUGCAGCCUGGCUGUCACUCUGAUGGCAGUGAUCGGCAUCUACUGCACGCACACCCGCAGGAGGCAGAGGAGGAAGCGACGAAAACCACCGGACAAGAAUUUCAAGAAAGACACCAGUUUGAAUGGGUGUGAGGACGUUGACUCUGUGCACAUUGGAGACCACAAGGCCUACCUCGCCACGACGGAUAGCUGCUGACAGCUCAGAGCUCACGUGCUGUAUGAAGUAUACUGAAGUUAGAUGGGUAGCUACCGAAAUCACAAGGAAGAGCUACCGAGAUUUCCUGAUGUGGAAUGCCGUUUGGUGAUGCGCGAAGUAGAUAGGGAAAGGAGCUUCGCGGACGCCUACUCACAUUAUAGAGUUUUGGCUCGCCCAUAAAAUUAUGAAUAUUUAUGGAAUACAAUGUUACCAGAGCCGUAGACGGCACUCGCAACGCUGGUAGCGACACACUGUGGUGCAUUGUCAAACCUUAACGCGUGAGAAGUUUUUUUAGCUGCAUGGGUGUUCCCGUCGAAGAAAAAAAAAAAGAAACGGUGUGUUAAUGACCACGUUGCUACCAAAUCUUCAAAUCAGCAGCUACGUGCAAUAUGAUUGGUCACAGCAGUAGUGCCUCUGUGUCCUCUCUGGUCAAAUUCUAUGCCACAAAAUGUCGCCAACAACGCGAUUGUUCAAGUUCUUGUCUCGCGUCAACCGAGAAGGGUAAGGCGUUUUACGGACAAUCUAAAUCACUCUAGUGUAUUGCGAGAAAGGCGACCGAGAUUUUAUGGUCCGUACUGCGUGAAGGUUGCUAGCACCAAAACGACCUUUCUUUUAGAUGAGGUAUCUUUAACCAAGUAGAAUAAGUUCGCAUAUUUUAAGUACUGGUGUGUUGCUUCGAGGAAGCCGGAUUCUGCUACAGAAUGUGACUGCGUCACAUGGGGCUCAGUGUGACGCUGUAUAUCUGUAUGCGAAACCGAUACUCUUCGGGAGCAUGCGACGCUUUGACAUGCUUUGUCACGACGAUAGAGGGACAUGAGAAUAGUCUGGAUAGCUCGUUGUUUUCUUUUUCUUCUUCAUCUCAUUUUACUUUUCCGUCAUUUCUUCUGUCCCUUUCGUGAGCACGAGGUCGCCUGUGGGAUAUAUCGUCUAGUCUAGUAUCGUUUCUUUAUUUCCUUAUCUUUGAUCUUUCUGUUUAUCUCUCAGGAUAUGCAUGCCGCUUCUCGACGGGGAAGCAGAUAAACUCAAAGCACAAUUGAAAUUAGAAUCAACAACACGAGAUCUCUGCUCAGCUCUAUACCCAAGCCUUUUGUCGACCUCAUCUCUCUUAUCCGCACUUAUUUCAAUUUUUUGUUACACGUGUGGGGAGGAAAUGCGCACUUCGUGGGGCUAAACGUUCACUAACAAAUGCCCCAGUAUCCGAAGAGGACAUCCAGGAAGAUUUGCCCCCCUCCAAACUUCAGAACUCUUAAUGACAUGAUGCGUUACAGAGAGAUCCGCCCUAGGCGUAUACGCAUUUUUUUUUUUUUUUUGCAACGACGAGUUCAUACUGGUAUACGUGAAAGCUACCCCCGUGCUUCGGCUUACCCUCAUAGUAAAUAAUGCGCCUUAACUUGAAGGCAACGCUUGACUUCAUCUGAAUGAAGCCUGGAGUGAACGCGCCCGGGACUUCUAUUGUGUUUCUUUCGGCACGUUCAACUCAGGCUUCAUUUAGAGCUAGUCAAGCAUGGGCUUCAACUUCAGGCGCACCUCAGAAUACACGGGCUAGUCCCAAAAUAUGUGUUUCCUCUUUGAGUUGCGCACCAAGAAAAAUAA